AUGCGGUUCAAGACGCAGAUCAAGAAUGUAAGCGUGUUCGCUAAGUUCUGCGCCUCGUUGGCUUCGCUCGAUCAGAUCGCGUGGUGUCGGCUCAACGACGAGGAUGUUCAAUUCACAGUCAUUCCGGACAAAGGCAGCCAAGUCUGGUCCAAUCUCAAGAUCGAGACGGUUUUCGAUAGCUAUAUCAUCCAGUCAGCCGCGGAGAAGAACACUAUCAAUCUUGAAGUCCCGGUUCAGGCGCUACAGCGUGCCCUCAAAUCUGCUCUUGGCGCCACCUCCGUCCAGCUCCGGCUGACCAAGAAGGACAAUGUACCCAUGCUCUCCUUGACUAUCGUGAGCAACAGUAUCAGCAGCGGUAAUGGCGUUGUUGCACCUGCUUCGUCUGCCCGUAUUAGUGAUGAAUAUGGCGACUUUGACUUUUCAGAGGACAUUGAAGGCAGUGGCUUCGGCGAUGGAUCGGUUGGGACGACACGAGAGCGCGAGACGAUCAUCACACAGGAUGUGCCGGUCAAAGUCCUUGCACAACAGACCGUUGCACACCUCCACGAGCCGGCCACCCCUCCCUCAGAUGUCAACAUCUUUCUGCCUAGUCUCGGACAGAUAAAGAGCGUGUCGGAGAGGUUCACGAAACUGUCUUUGGCCGCCUCAAAAGGCUCCAGUGGCACCUCACCCAGACUAGAACUUAGCGCCAGCAUGCAUGGAACAUUCAAGAUUGCGAUCACUACCGAUGCGUUGUCAAUAUCCAGCAAAUGGACCGGCCUUACGCAUCCGGAACUCGAGCCUAGUAUGUUCGAGAACGGCUCGCAGGGCGUAAGAGAUGAUCCAAGCACGAGAAAGAAGGAACUUGGUGGUCCGAACGGCGAUGAUCCGGCAGGAUGGACCUCGGUGCGGAUAGAUGCGAAGGACUGGGGAAGAGUGCUGAGUGUUGGGCGGCUCAAUUCGAGGGUCAUUGCAACAUUCAUACCGGAUCAUGGCUUGGUACUUUACGUCUAUCUUCCCAAUGAAGAUAAUCCCCAAGAGGAGUCUGUACUCACCUACUACAUCAGCUCCUUCAGCGCUUAA
This is a messenger RNA of Cyphellophora europaea CBS 101466, 1062 nucleotides long. RefSeq lists its product as uncharacterized. The coding region runs from base 1 to 1062 and encodes 353 amino acids. Lineage: Eukaryota; Fungi; Ascomycota; Eurotiomycetes; Chaetothyriales; Cyphellophoraceae. Gene Ontology annotation, biological process: telomere maintenance; meiotic DNA integrity checkpoint signaling; mitotic intra-S DNA damage checkpoint signaling. The transcript is spliced from 3 exons. Gene Ontology annotation, cellular component: checkpoint clamp complex; nucleolus; site of double-strand break. The record is from RefSeq and is a predicted model, not a curated record.